AUGCUGAAGACCCUGGUGACGAUGCUGGUCGACGACAUGCGGAACGUGAAGAGGCAGAACAUGGAACUGAGCGCGGAGGUCAGCAAGCUGCGCGAGUAUAGGAAGCAGAGCCAGCAGCGAAUUCGGCAGCUCGAGCGCCUACAGCAGCAGAAUGCCAACAACAUCAGCACUCUCAUCGCUCACAUCACCUCCACGUCGACCUCCUCACCGCCAUCGACUUCAUCCCUGCCAUCGCCAUUUACGACCGCUUCAACUUCCGCUUCCGCUUCCACUUCGACAUCAACUUUGUCGUCAACGAUACCUGCCCAGUCUGCCCUCUCGUCAUCUAUGCUCUUCUCGCCGUCGUCGUCGUCAUACCAGCAGAUCAAGGCGGUGCCCUUUUCAUUCCCUCCGCCUCCGGCGUUAUUCUCCAGUAGCGAUGGGCUCGACAUGGGCGCGCCGUUCCCGCGCGCUGCGUCGGUUUUCCAAGCGUUGCCCUUUCUACGCGACUACAGCGGAGCCAGGCUCAUCAUAGCCGACAUCAGCCAAGCGUUCAUCGUGCUGCGCUCUGUGAAGAAGACGGACAGUCCGGCCAUCUCGUACUGCUCGCCCAGUGCCGGCACGCUCUUGGGCUACUGGCCUGAGGAGCUGAUGAACCGACCCAUCACGGACAUCGGGUGUCCCGACGUUGACACGACGGUGGUGCUCAUGGUGGAGAUCCAGCGCAGGCCACCACCCGGCCGCGUGGGAACGCCCUUCACCACCAGCUUCACUUGGCAGCUCAAAAGCGGCGAGGGCUGCCGAAUCCAAUGCCAGCACCAGAACUUGUGGCCCGGCCCGCCGGGGCUUCCUCAAACCAAGUGGCACCUGGUGCGGUUUGACCGGGUGGUCGAGGACGGGUUGCCCUCACCCGCACCGCCGGACUUGGCCUCGUUGCUUCAUGACCCGCUCCUGCAAUCCCUGCUCCGCGCCAAACGUAUUGCUCGCCGUUCCGCCUCUUCCCUGCUCCCUGCUGUGCCGGCAGCACCACCAGCGGCACCAUCGCUUUCUGCGGAGGCGCAGCAGGCUGCAGAGCAGGGCAACGUCGACGAUGCUGGCUUCGAUCGAAGAGAGGACCAGCUCCCUCAGCACCAGUCGGAGAAUGGUGACCUGUUCUCCGCCGUCGGCCAGCAGGAGCUCGACAACGACACACUCGACCUGGACGAGCUGGUCGCCGACAUGCUGCGCUCGCCUCCCGACAGCGGCGGCGGCGGCGGCGGCCAACUGUUCUCAAGCCUGGCCGACGACAUCGGGUUUGCAUAG
Molecule: messenger RNA, 1281 nt
Organism: Acanthamoeba castellanii str. Neff
Lineage: Eukaryota; Discosea; Longamoebia; Acanthamoebidae
Exons: 4
Coding region: 1-1281 (426 amino acids)
Source: RefSeq, a predicted model, not a curated record